Molecule: messenger RNA, 8411 nt
Organism: Phaedon cochleariae (mustard beetle)
Lineage: Eukaryota; Metazoa; Arthropoda; Insecta; Coleoptera; Chrysomelidae
Source: the annotation of a GenBank genome assembly
GGCGUCGCGACGCGAACGUACUCCUCACUCAACGCUCGCUCGAUCUCGGAAGGUCCGACGGAGAUACGGAUCAGAGAAGUAACCUACAUGUUCGUGAUUCGUGCUGAUUUUCACGUUUGUUAGUGUGGAUCUGUAGCCCUCGGAAGAGGGCUGCAGUAUGAACUCCGCGCCCCGCCUACUGUCCUGCCCCGGCCCGAUCCGCCCGCCGCAGCCGGACCGCCCUGGCGCGCCCCCCCGCCACCUAGCGCGUGCGCGAUGAGUGCCGCCGCGGGGGCGGGGCCGGGGGGCGGACGCCCUUCGCCCGCCGCCGCAGCUGCAGCCGCCAAGAGGCCGGCGCGCAGGGCGGGCAAAGCGCCGCCCGACCGGCCGCAGCGCGCGCUCUUCUGUCUGCACCUGAAGAAUCCGCUGAGGAAGAUGUGCAUCGACGUGGUCGAGUGGAAGCCCUUCGAAUGGUUGAUCUUACUGACCAUCUUCGCAAACUGUGUUGCCUUAGCUGUAUUCACACCUUUUCCUAGUAGCGAUUCGAAUACAACAAACACAUAUUUGGAGACAAUUGAGUACAUUUUCUUAGUAAUUUUCACGGUUGAAUGUGUUAUGAAAAUACUGGCGUAUGGUUUCUUGAUGCACAUGGGGGCGUAUCUUCGGAAUGGAUGGAACUUACUCGAUUUCACAAUCGUAGUUAUUGGGUUGAUCAGUACUGUGUUAACAAACCUCACCAAAGACACUUUCGACGUUAAAGCUCUUCGAGCAUUCCGAGUCCUUCGACCUUUGAGGCUGGUUUCUGGUGUACCAAGUUUACAAGUUGUGUUGAACUCAAUUCUUCGUGCCAUGGUGCCUUUAUUGCAUAUAGCUCUUUUAGUAUUAUUCGUUAUUAUAAUUUACGCCAUCAUUGGAUUGGAGUUGUUCUCAGGAAAAUUGCACAUGACUUGUUUCGAAAAUAUAUCGUCGGUGCCGACGAUGAUGGACAAUCCGCAUCCCUGCGGCACCGAUGUGGGGUUCAACUGCAGCCAAUUGGGCGAGGGGAUGUACUGCAAAGACGGCUGGGACGGGCCGAACAGCGGCAUCACCAACUUCGAUAAUUUCGGCCUGUCAAUGUUGACAGUUUUCCAGUGCAUCACGCUGGAAGGAUGGACCGACGUACUGUACAAUAUACAAGAUGCGUUAGGAAGGACAUGGCAGUGGCUGUAUUUCGUUUCGAUGGUGAUUUUAGGAGCCUUUUUCGUUAUGAACCUAAUUCUUGGUGUGUUGAGCGGGGAGUUCUCUAAAGAGAGAGAGAAAGCGAAAGCCAGAGGGGACUUUCACAAGCUUCGAGAGAAGCAGCAGUUAGAAGAAGAUCUGAGAGGUUACUUAGAUUGGAUAACCCAGGCCGAAGACAUUGAACCGGAAGGAGAAGACCACCAGAACCAGGAUAACAGAAACAUGACGAAAAACGAAAUGGAGUCGACGGAUCACAUAGGGGAGGAGGAGAUUCAACAGGAGUCGUGGUUCAAGAAGAAAAAGAAGGAUUUCGAGAGGGUGAAUCGGAGAAUAAGGAGGUCUUGCCGCAAAGGUGUCAAGUCACAAUCCUUCUACUGGCUCAUUAUUGUUUUAGUAUUUUUGAAUACCGGCGUUUUAGCUACGGAACAUUACAAUCAACCGCAUUGGUUAGAUGAUUUUCAAGAGUAUACCAAUAUGUUCUUCAUUGCUUUGUUCACGAUGGAGAUGUUGUUAAAGAUGUAUAGUCUAGGUUUUCAAGGAUAUUUCGUAUCGUUAUUCAAUAGAUUCGAUUGUUUUGUUGUUAUCGGAAGUAUCAUGGAGAUGAUUUUAACAAACAGCAAAGUGAUGCCUCCCCUAGGAAUAUCUGUGUUACGUUGUGUUAGAUUGUUGAGAGUUUUUAAAGUUACAAAAUAUUGGCGAUCGUUAUCAAAUUUAGUUGCCUCUUUGUUGAAUUCCAUUCAAUCGAUUGCAUCAUUGUUGCUCCUACUUUUCCUGUUCAUUGUUAUUUUCGCACUUCUCGGAAUGCAAGUUUUCGGUGGAAGAUUCAACAAAGAUACCGAAGAAAAAACCAGAUCGAAUUUUGACAGCUUUUGGCAGAGCCUGUUGACAGUGUUUCAGAUAUUGACAGGCGAAGAUUGGAAUGCUGUCAUGUACGAAGGCAUAGCAGCUUAUGGAGGCGUACAAUCAAUCGGGGUUCUCUCCUGCAUUUAUUUCAUCAUCCUCUUCAUCUGCGGCAACUACAUACUGCUGAACGUGUUCUUGGCCAUCGCUGUCGAUAACUUGGCUGACGCGGAAUCUUUGACCGCGAUCGAGAAAGAAGAGGAAGAGGGCGAUAAGAAAGAGAAGAGCCCGACUCUGCAAGAGGAGGAGGAAGGGGCAGAAGAAGAGCAUAGCGUGGAAGAAGAGGAAGAAGAAACUGAUGGACAGUAUUCCGAAAGAUCAGAGCACGAUGAAGAGGCAGGAUCCCAAACGAAGAUAGCUGAGGAUGGGGAAUUUGACGAAGAACAAAUCGAAGACGACGAUAUAGACCUUCGAAUUGACGACGACGAAAUGGAGGUAGUCGCCAGAGAUUCCGCCAGACCUCGUCGAUUGUCGGAGGUUACCAUAGUUAAGAAAAUUCGUCCUAUACCGAAAGGCAGUGCAUUCUUUAUAUUUUCGUAUAAGAACAGAUUCCGCAUUUUCUGUCACUGGCUAUGCAACCACAGUUAUUUUAGCAAUUUCAUUCUGGUUUGUAUCAUGGUGUCGUCUGCUUUACUCGCAGUUGAAGAUCCGAUCGACGCAGAUUCGGAUACUAACAAGGUGCUGUCAACAUUCGACGUAUUUUUCACAGUGAUAUUUUCGAUAGAACUGAUGCUGAAAACCACUGCAUAUGGAUGUAUCUUACACGAAGGUGCCUUCCUGCGCUCUGCCUUCAACAUGUUGGAUUUGCUGGUUGUUUGUGUGUCGCUAGUAUCGAUAUACAACAGUCAAGGCGCUAUGAGCGUAGUGAAAAUUCUCAGGGUUUUGAGGGUGCUCCGACCACUGAGGGCAAUCAACAGGGCCAAAGGUCUGAAGCACGUAGUCCAGUGUGUGAUUGUCGCGGUAAAGACCAUCGGCAACAUAGUGCUGGUCACUUGCCUCCUUCAGUUCAUGUUCGCUGUAAUAGGAGUCCAACUAUUCAAGGGAAAGUUGUCGCACUGUACUGAUCGUUCCAAGAUGACGGCAGCCGAAUGCAACGGCACUUAUCUGGUGUACGUAGACGGCGACAUAAACCGACCGGAAAUGAAAGAGCGAAGCUGGGAUCCGAACCGCUUCCACUUCGACAACGUCCUCAAAGCCAUGCUCACCUUGUUCACCGUGUCCACGUUUGAGGGGUGGCCCAACCUGCUUUACGUGUCCAUAGACUCGAACGAGGAGAACAAAGGACCGAUCCACAACUUCCGGCCCAUCGUGGCGGCCUACUACAUCAUCUACAUCAUCAUCAUAGCCUUCUUCAUGGUGAACAUCUUCGUCGGUUUCGUCAUCGUCACUUUCCAGAACGAGGGCGAGCAGGAGUACAAGAACUGCGAGCUGGACAAGAACCAGCGCAACUGCAUCGAGUUCGCGUUGAAGGCCAAGCCGAUACGGAGAUAUAUACCCAAACAUCGGAUCCAGUAUAAGGUCUGGUGGUUCGUGACGUCACGACCGUUCGAGUACGCCAUCUUCACCCUGAUCCUCACCAACACCAUCACGCUCGGCAUGAAAUUCCAUCAUGGCACCGACGAGUACCAGGUGUACGAAAAAGUCUUGGACUACCUCAACAUGAUAUUCACAGCCGUCUUCGCCAUGGAGUUCGUUUUCAAGCUGGCCGCCUUCCGUGUUAAGAAUUACUUCGGAGACGCCUGGAACGUAUUCGAUUUCAUCAUCGUUUUGGGAAGUUUCGUGGAUAUCGUGUAUCAGGAUGUUAACCCCGGCUCCAAGUUCCAACUAUCUGGCAACUUUUUCCGAUUGUUUCGUGUUAUGAGACUCAUCAAACUGUUGAGCAGAGGGGAAGGCAUAAGGACCCUGCUGUGGACUUUCUUGAAGUCCUUCCAAGCUCUGCCCUACGUUGCCUUACUGAUAGUCAUGUUGUUUUUUAUAUAUGCUGUCAUAGGGAUGCAGAUGUUUGGGAAAAUAGAGUAUGACGAUUUGACAUCGUCGUCCUCCAUUAAUAGGAACAAUAACUUUGCAACUUUCUUCCAAGCAGUAUUGAUUUUAUUUCGAUCAGCAACUGGGGAAGCAUGGCAAGAAAUAAUGAUGGAUUGUGCUGACACCUCAGCUGCUAAAUGCCACAAAAACGUUACCAAAACUGACUCAACGUGUGGGUCUGAUGUGGCCUACCCAUAUUUUAUAUCCUUCUACGUGCUAUGUUCAUUUCUGAUCAUCAACCUAUUCGUAGCCGUCAUCAUGGACAACUUCGACUACCUGACCAGAGACUGGUCGAUCCUCGGCCCGCAUCACCUCGACGAGUUCAUUCGGCUGUGGAGCGAGUACGACCCUGACGCUAAAGGCAGGAUCAAGCACCUCGACGUGGUCACCCUGCUCAGGAAGAUCUCGCCGCCAUUAGGGUUCGGCAAGCUCUGCCCGCAUAGGGUGGCCUGCAAGAGGCUGGUGUCGAUGAACAUGCCCUUGAACAGCGACGGGACGGUGUUGUUCAACGCUACGUUGUUCGCGGUGGUGAGGACCUCGCUCAGGAUCAAGACGGAGGGGAAUAUCGACGAUGCUAAUUCGGAGCUGAGGGCUGUUAUCAAGAAGAUCUGGAAGCGGACCAGUCCGAAGCUGUUGGAUCAGGUCGUCCCGCCUCCAGGGGUGGACGACGAGGUGACGGUGGGCAAAUUCUACGCCACCUUCCUCAUCCAGGACUACUUCAGGCGGUUCAAGAAGCGGAAGGAGCAGGAGGGGCGCGACGGCGACGGCGAGGCGCGCGACACCGUCACGCUGCAAGCGGGGCUGCGCACGCUGCACGAGGCGGGGCCGGAGCUGAAGCGCGCGAUUUCGGGCAACCUCGACGAGCUGGUCGACGACAAUCCGGAGCCGAUGCAUCGCAGGAACCAUUCGCUGUUCGGAAGCGUUUGGUCGUCGAUGAGGCGAGGCCACACGUUCAAUCGCGCCAAAUCCCUGAAGCUGAACUCGACCCAAAUCAAAAUAACACCGGCGUCCAGCGUCGAUUACCUCCCGUACAACUCCAUCAAGAACGCAGUGGCCGAAGGGAUGAACCACAUCACCGCGAUGACGAAGAACGUGCAGAACAGGUCAAGCGUCUUGUCGCUGAAUAAUCAAGAGGGCGUCAAGGACGAGGAGAUCCCGCUAAGGGCGCUCAAUAACUUGCACAACGGGGAUGACAAAAACAACUAUACGGUUAUCGACAUGCAGAGCGACGACGCGGAGCUGAUGCCGCCUACGCCGCCGCCGCGCCGCGGCCUGCUUGGCUGCGCGCGCACCUCCCCGGGCCGGGUGGCGGCCGGCCUGCAGCUGGCGCAGGCGCAGGCGAUGGCCGUGGCGGGGUUCCUGCCGCUGCUCGGCGCGCGGCCGGCGGAUGGGUUGCCCUGCGCCGGGGCCAAUCACAGGGCUUCUUUCCACGGCAGAGUGCCGCCAGGUGAACCCAACGGCCACGCGGGCCCCGAGCGACUCGUCCACUCCCUACCGGGCAGCCCCUCGGAUCGUCGGCCCCAGCCCCCGCCCCCUUUCGAGGUGGUCGGCUCGGCCGAGAGCCUCGUCGGCCGUGUGCUGGCCGAGCAGGGCCUCGGCAAGUACUGCGACGAGGAGUUCGUACGCUACGCUUCCAGAGAGAUGCAAGAGGCGCUCGAGAUGACCAAGGAGGAGAUGGACCGCGCCGCGCACCGCAUCCUGCUCGGCAAAGGGGAGGGGCCAGGAGGCGGGUCGUAGCGCGCGCACCUUGCGCCGCGCUGCAUGAGCGCCGCGCGCCCUCGUGCGCCACGUUUCAACGGGGCAGCGACCACCGCGCGCCUUCUAGCGUCACGCUUCGACAGAGCAGCGAAGACCGCGCGCCUUCGUGCGCCACUCUCCGACGGAGCAGCGAGGACCGCGCGCCUUCUAGCGUUACGCUUCGAGGGAGCCGUGAAGAAAGCGCGCCUAUGUGGGCUACGCUUCGACGGAGCAGCGAGGACCACACGCCUUCGUGCGCUACGCUUAGAGAGAGACGCAGGAAGCGGUCGGCGGAUCGUAGCGACCGCGCGCCUUUGUGCGUCACGCUCGAGGAAGAUGCUCGGGCAAGGGGAAGUGGGAAGAGGAAGGGCAGGUUCGGGGAGUCGUAGCGGGCGGUGUUGCUAGAAAGUCGAGUGGUACCGGGAGGUUGUGGAAUCGGGCUUUUUUCUGGAUGGUUUCUUCGACAGAUCGAUCGAUUGGGACAGUUUCGAAAUUUGAGUGCUUGCUUCUGGAAACUCGGCGUAUGUGGAAUGCACGACAGCGCGUUCACAUGCUAGUUUUCAGAUUGCAGCGUAUUUUCAUCUCAUUGCCCGAUUUGUAUCCAGUUUAUUAAUUAUUCGACAGGACCACAGAAAUAUUGGAGGACUAGUGGUGGUCAAACAAUAAUUCGCCCUAACAAAUAGAGAUAUUGAGGUAUUCGAUACAAGAUUAUGGAGAAUAGUAGGUAGCAGUAGUGCACCUACGCCGCUCUUCUUCCAAUCGACCCCUAUCUCACCCAUGCUUCAUUCUUAUCUGGAAUUCCUGACGAAUGUCAAAAAAACGUGAAAAAACGGCAAGAGACAUCACAAAAUGACAAAGUUUCAAAAAUCCUGAAAAAUGUGUUGAUUUAUGUCAGGGGCGUCAUUCCGGUGAAUACCAGGCGGAGUCAAGAAACUGGAGAAGAAAAAAUUUGUGCAAUGUGGAAAAUGCGCCACUGGCGAAAUUUCUUUCGGGUUUAAGGUCAAAUAACUUUGAUUUGAAAAUAAGAUUUCUUUCAGAGUGACAUCAACUCCAUUUCAACGUUUACCAGGAAGGGGGCCAAAAAACUCAAACGAAAUUUUAUACGGUGAAAAUACGCCGCAGGCGAAAAAGCCGUUGGGAUUUGUGGUCAAAUGUCUUAGAAUUGAAAAUUAAAUUUCUUUCAGACUGAAAACUCCAUCACAUUAUAUUAUAACUUACAUAUGUUCUCAGUGUGCUGCAAUUGAUAUAAAAUGAUCUGAAAAUAGGUAAUAGGAACAAUAAGGGACGCAUCAAAAAGAAUUUUGGAUACUCUGUCUGUGAGUUACACGAGCAGAUGGAUGUUCCCGAAUUUUUUUUGGGGCAUAUGGAAUACUGAUCCAUUCUUUCAAUUUCGUAAAAUAUUCCCAGAUUCAUAUUUUAUCGUAUCCGAAUGAACCACUAUCACGCAUAACAGAAAAUAAGUUAUUAUUCAUUAGUUCAUUGUAAUUUUUACAUGUUGGGAAUUUUUGCUUCCUGAUUCAGGUUUAUUUUAUGUAUGAUACCUACUAUUAUACUCAAUGAUGUUUUAACAAUUUUGAAAUAUAUGUUUGUUCAAUUCAAGCAAUGAUAAAAUAUUGAUGAUGUAUGUAUAUUUUGUGAUUAUACAGGAAGAAUUCAAGCGGAUUAAAUGUUUCGUAGAAAAUCUGUUGCCCCCCCCUAAAUGACGCAUGCGUGAUGUUUUGACGCUGCUGUGACGUUUUCGUGUCGUUUUGCCACGAUUUUUGACGUUUUAUUAACGUUUUCUAGACGUUAGGCAUGUGAAAAUAAAGCAUGAAUGAGAUAGGAAUCGAUUGGGAUGAGAGAGCCAUAGGUGCACUACUAGCAAAAAAUCUGGUAAAUAAGAUUUCUAUAGGAUGUAUACCUAUUCAACCAAAUGUCACUUUUCCAACAUUUUCUAUGAAUACGCCCGUUGGCAUGUGAAAGUUUCGAAAACAAGCACUCCAUACUUCGAAACUGUCUCCUACCUCUCCAUAAUGAAUAUAAAAGGAUGCGAACGGGAAAAAACGCGGAGAACGUGAAUAAAACAUCUCGAAUGCGUGAAGCGACAAAUGUGUGACGCAGUAAGACGUUACUUUGAAGUUUUUACACUUUUUUCACCUUUGCACUCUCGUAUAUUGUGCAAAGAGAGAGGAACUGAGAUGAUGAGAGAAUCAGGAUGGACAUGAAAAAAGCUGGAAAACAGCAUGAACAUGUCUAGCUGCCAAAUGGUCCGGUUUCAGCGGAAAAAUAGCCGUGCUGGCAACACUGACAGCGACUCGCCGACGUUGCCAAUUUUCCCGCCAUACCCACCGCCACCCUACCAAGUGCCUAAAUAAUUUCUUCUGGUCCAAAGAAGACUUAUAAAUGAUAAGGUGUAGUUUUUUAAUCCGGGUUUUACCGAACGGGAUUGUUUCUCCAGUUAUAUUAUAAAAAUCUUGUACAGGGUGUGAAAGUAUGAACUGUAAUUGCCACAAUUUACGAUUUUCUAAUAUCAAAUGUGUCAAAUAAUAACAAUAAAUCCUAAUUUUCAUUUA